GUCAGCUCAGCGAGCGGAGCAGGAAAACUGCCAAUUCAUAGAACAAAAGCUAGUACAGGCACAAACACAAUUUGCUUGGUCAUUUUGAUGCUUCGACUCCGACAACUGGAAGGGAGCUUUCGUCGUUUGUGCACGAUGGCAGCCAAAGAAUAUGACUAUCUGGUGCUCGGGGGCGGGUCCGGCGGCCUCUCCAGCGCGAGGAGGGCCACGGAGUUCGGAGUGACUGCUGCGGUCAUCGAAGGCAAGCGACUUGGAGGAACUUGUGUGAAUGUCGGCUGUGUUCCUAAGAAGGUAAUGUUCAAUGCUGCAUUUCAUAUGGAAAUGAUUCAUGAUCAUCAGGAUUAUGGCUUCAACGUUGAUUAUAAAGGAUUUAAUUGGAGUGUGAUUAAAGAGAAACGUGACGCCUAUGUCAAACGUCUGAACGGCAUUUAUGAGGUGAACCUGAACAAAUCCAAGGUAGACAUCAUUCCUGGCCAUGGUACGUUCACACCCGAUGGAUGCAUAGAGGUCAAUGGUCAAAAGUACAAAGGUCGUCACACCUUGAUUGCUAUUGGAGGGGAACCAACAUUUCCAGAUGUCCCAGGUGCUGAGCAUGGUAUUAGCAGUGAUGGAUUUUUUGAACUGACAGACCUUCCAAAGAAGACUGCUGUGGUGGGAGCAGGAUACAUUGCUGUUGAAAUGGCAGGAAUCCUCAAAGAACUUGGAAGUGAUGUUUCCCUCUUUAUCAGGAGAGACAAGGCACUGAGGAACUUUGACUCCAUGCUUUCUGAAAGUGUGACGGAGAGUAUUGAAAACAUAGGAAUAAACCUGGUCAGACAAAGUUCACCUGUGUCUGUUGUGAAGGAAGCAGAUGGAACCCUUACCUAUAACACAACAAGUGGGACGUACCAAGGUUUUGAUUGUCUUCUCUGGGCCGUAGGUAGGCAUGCCUUGACCAAGGGUAUCGGCCUUGAGGAUGUGGGUGUGAAAACCAAUGCCAAAGGAGACAUUGUUGUAGAUGAAUACCAGAACACCUCGGCACCUAAUUUCUAUGCUCUAGGAGACGUGUGUGGAAAGUAUCUCCUUACACCAGUUGCUAUUGCUGCUGGAAGAAGACUUUCCCAUCGGCUUUUCAACAACGAGAGCUCCUUGAAAUUAGACUAUAGUAACAUCCCGACUGUAGUCUUCUCUCAUCCGCCUAUCGGUACCGUUGGAAUGACAGAAGCGGAGGCUACCGCGAAAUAUGGUGGAGAUAAUGUGAAGGUUUACCAGUCCACUUUCACCAACCUCUACUUCGCAAUGACAGAGAGGAAGGAGAAAACAAAGAUGAAGCUUAUUUGUGCCGGCAACGAAGAAAAGGUUGUUGGGCUUCACAUGCAGGGUUUCGGAUGCGAUGAGAUGCUGCAGGGGUUCUCCGUCGCUGUCAAGAUGGGGGCAACCAAAGCCCAGUUUGAUGAAACCGUCGCCAUCCAUCCGACCGCUUCCGAAGAACUUGUGACGAUGCGUUAGGAGGAAGUACUCUGUAUGUUCAUCCACCGAGUUGAUGCAGGAUUAAACCAUGUUCCAUGAAUUCUAUCAAGUUACAAGCUACUGUUAUAAGCUACCAGAAUUCUGUCAUUUGAUAAGCUAAAACAGAUUUUUUUCAAAAACUGACUUACAAAAAGCAUUGAUUGAUCUGGGUUCCGUUUCUUAAAACUUGUUAUAAAAACAAAUGUACAAUAAUCGUUUACAGCUACUGAAAUCCUACAAUCUGAUUGGCUGAUAUUAAAUUUGUUAUUGAAAUUGUUCAUUUGUUAUUAUGACAAGUCUUUAUGAAACGGGAUCCUGAUCAUCCACAACUAUGGAAAGCCAGGGUCAUCAAUUUCUACAAUGUACGGUAUAAGUACUUUAAAAGUGAUUACUAAUACU
Messenger RNA from Lytechinus variegatus (green sea urchin), 1887 nucleotides. RefSeq names its product glutathione reductase, mitochondrial-like. Gene Ontology annotation, biological process: cell redox homeostasis; glutathione metabolic process; cellular response to oxidative stress. Gene Ontology annotation, cellular component: cytosol; mitochondrion. The transcript has 11 exons. The record is from RefSeq and is a predicted model, not a curated record. The coding region runs from base 88 to 1488 and encodes 466 amino acids. NCBI's taxonomy places the organism in Eukaryota, Metazoa, Echinodermata, Echinoidea, Temnopleuroida, Toxopneustidae. Gene Ontology annotation, molecular function: NADP binding; flavin adenine dinucleotide binding; glutathione-disulfide reductase (NADPH) activity.